Anneissia japonica is the source of this 2865-nucleotide messenger RNA. RefSeq names its product palmitoyltransferase ZDHHC3-like. Bases 15 to 842 code for a protein of 275 amino acids. Lineage: Eukaryota; Metazoa; Echinodermata; Crinoidea; Comatulida; Comatulidae. The transcript has 10 exons. The record is from RefSeq and is a predicted model, not a curated record. Gene Ontology annotation, molecular function: palmitoyltransferase activity.
CACAGCAAACAAACAUGGCGGUGUUUCGGAAGGAUCCGUGCGGAAUCAUAUGCCUUAUUAUUACCUAUUCCGCGGUAUUAUAUGCGGAUUAUGUUGUAGUUCAGUGGCUUAUUCUUCCAACAAUGGCAAUGAGUGUCAGUGGUUACUUCCAUGCAGUUGCAUUCAACCUCAUAGUGUUUCUUCUUAUUACCUCUCAUGUACGAGCAGUGAUAGCUGAUCCAGGAAUCGUUCCAUUGCCGGCAGCUGCUAUUGAUUUUUCUGAUAUGAGGUUUGGUGUAAUUCCAAAGAACAUUUUAUCUCAGGAUGGUGAAAAUUGGAGUAUAUGUCAGAAGUGCGAGGCAUAUCGACCACCUAGAGCACACCACUGCAGAAUCUGCCAAAGGUGUAUUCGUAAAAUGGAUCACCAUUGUCCAUGGAUUAAUAAUUGCGUUGGUGAAUUUAAUCAGAAAUUUUUUAUACAAUUCUUGUUUUAUGUUGGUCUCGCUGCAGUUUAUUCAAUUGUUCUCAUUAUUCUAUGUUGGACAACAACUUCAUCUAAACACCUUAAGUUUCCUGAACACAAUGCCAAAGUAGCACACACGAUUGUUUUAAUUGUGGAAAGUAUUCUGUUUGGUCUGUUUGUUUGUGCAAUAGGCUGUGAUCAAAUAUCAGCCAUUUUAGAAGAUGAAACAGCAGUUGAACAAGUCAAGCGGAACAAGGGUUCAAGACAUCAGGUUGAGAAAAGUAGAACAGAACUUUUGAAGGAAGUAUUUGGAAGAGGUUCAAGAUUAUGUUGGUUGUGUCCAUUCUCAACUGGUCGUUUCCCCACUAUUACUCCUCCCAACUUCACCCAAGAAGUAUGAUCAACCAAUCAUGAACAACUAUUAAUGCAAGUCAGCCAAUCAGUCCCUGUGCAGUUCAACCGCAAAACGUGUCUGUAUGAAUUUGUUUUAUCCACAUCGAAAGAGAGGAGGACAAGUCUGCAAGGCAACAUAUGUAUAUCAUCAUGAUCACUCCAGUCUGUUUUUAUUCUGGUGGUCCGAUUCAGAUAAUAAUUAGUACUAAAACAUAUUGUGACCAAAGUAUGAUCUCUUCGUUAGUAUUGAGUAAAAAAAAAUGUUUUUCUUUCUUUCUUUCAUGGAAAUAUUAGAAUCUUUAAUAAUUAGUAGAAUUUUGAUGAAAAGUUGUAGGGUCUUCUGUGAGUGUGCGUGCCUUAGAUAUGUGUGUGCGUGCUUCAGGUGUAUGUUCAUGCAUCGUGUGUGUGCGCCUCAUAUGUAUGUGUGUGCCCCACAUGUGUGUGCGUGCCUCAGAUGUAUGUGCGUGUCUCAGAUGUACAGUAUGUGUGUGCCUCAGAUGUAUGUGUGUGCCUCUGGUGUAUGUGCGUGCCUCAGACAUGUGUGUGUUUCACACGUAUGUGCGUGCCUCAGACAUAUGUGCUUGACUCAGAUAUAUGUGUGUGCUUCACAUGAAUGUGCGUGCCUCAUUUGUACAAAGGUAAACAAAACGUGCCUAUAUGAUUAUAAUCAUCUGAUGAAUUUAUAUAGUUGCAAUGACAUAUUUGGGACCAUGGGAUGUAUUUUAGGGCCAUUUAUAGUUUGAUGCAAGUAUUCCAAGACCAUGUAAAAUCCCUGAUCUCUACUAUAAUAGCUGGAUGGCUCAUCGGCCAAUCAUGGUACAGUAAAAACUGAAACAUAAACGUCUCAUGUGUUUUAAGGAGUGGAGUUGUUUAUGAUCGUGAGUAGAAAUCAUGUUGCCGUGACGGGAAUUGAACCCAGGACCCUUGGAUUGGAAGGCAAACUAAUUAACUCCACUCCCCAUUUAUAAAGUGAUAUUUCAAGUUAUGCGAAAAUAUUUUAUAUAAUUUAAGCAAUUUGUAAUCAUGCAAGGUUUAGGGAUCAUGUGAUUUAAUUUUAGUUGGUGUGAAUACUGUGAUUUUACUAAUUCUAAUGUCUAGCUAGAAAACUGUGUUAUUCCGCAUAUCAGUUUAUGAUUAUGACUUUGAAUCUACUGUAUAUGGACCAAGUGACUUAAAUUUGCUUUAAGAAUGUUUAAUCGAAAAGCUGCAUAAAAUAAGCUACAUUAGUGCUGCACAAUUAUCAUUUUUUGCCAUCAUUAUAAUCGUCGUCAUCGUCGUCGUCAUCAUCAUAAUCACCAACACCACCUCAACUAUCAGCAUCAUCAUCUUCAUUAUCAUCAUCACCAUCACCACAUCAUCAUCAUAACCGUCAUCAUCUUCUUCUUAUAGUCAUCAUCAUCAUGAUCCUCUUUAUUUAUCUUCAUUUUCAUCGUCAUUGUCAUCCACUACAAUUAUCACCAUUAUUAUAAUUAAAUAUUUAUGGUUUAAAAUUUUUUAGUGUUUGUGUAAAAUAGCAAUAGCAAGCAAUUCUUAAAUUAUAUUAUAUUAACAUUAUUUAAUUCUUAUGUUUUAUAGAUUGAAAUUGUAUUUGAUUUUGACUAACAUGGUAUCAAUAAUUUUUAUCAUUAAUUAAUUAAACUAUAUUUAGUGUGUACAUAUCUGUAAAAAAUAAAAGUUAGGAUGGGAACUAACAGGUUGAUGUACAUAUUUUUAUAUCACUUCUUGUUUAUAUUUAGUAUGAUACUGUAUAAUCUAUAUGGUAAUAUAAUACAGUAAUUUAUUAUUCUAAAUGUGGAAUAUUUGUUUUAAAAUGAAAUUUUUUUGUUUUAAGAAGUAAAAAUAACACCAAAGAAUUCAUAAUCCUGACUUUUAUCAUAAAUUCAUAAUUAUGUUUAGAAAAUAAAAAGUAAUAUUGUAUAUUAAUCAUAAUAAUGACGGAUUAUGUAGAUCUUUGUACUAUGUCAUACAUAAUAUUAUUGUUUUUGAAAAUGAAAGACGAAUUAAAAGGCAUUUGUCCUUCUAAAUGAAAA